AAACUUUUCUCUAGCAUAACUAGCUGCUAGAAUCUUUUUUUUUUCCUUUUCUUUUUUCACUUUGGUUUUAUCUGCUUUGUACCUGUUGAUAAGUAAUCGUUUCCCCAGAUUCCUUUUUGUUCGAAAUUGACUCACUAUAUUAAAUUGUCAAAUUAGGAACUUGUGAUAUGUCCAAAUUUAAAAUUGCUACCUUAUCAGUUGGAUUCUUUUCUUGAAAGGAAUAAGUGUACUGGCGUGGAGAGUUUCUGUAGUUAGCAAUGAAUCAAGUAGAUGAUUCCUUUAGGAACCAGCUGCAGAAAUUUUGCAAUAUGAAUGACAGAUUCUCUCCAUGCCAGAUUGAAGAGGGUCUCUUCUUGGGUUCUAUUGGAGCUGCAAACAACAAGGACGAACUCAAAAAGUUAAACUUGACACAUAUUGACAGUAGCUAAUUCUUUGCCACCGAAAUAUCCAAAUGAAUUUGUGUAUAAGGUAUUGAAUGGUAAGAGUCCUCUUCCUUGAUCUGGUGAACUAGGCUCUCAUUUUUAUUUAUGUUUUAAGGUUUCUUAAUCUACAAUGAACAAUUUAGUGUUUGAUAUAAUUUACUUCAAUACAUUAUAUCC
Fragaria vesca subsp. vesca is the source of this 599-nucleotide messenger RNA. Its product is annotated as dual specificity protein phosphatase 1-like. The transcript has 2 exons. The record is from RefSeq and is a predicted model, not a curated record. NCBI's taxonomy places the organism in Eukaryota, Viridiplantae, Streptophyta, Magnoliopsida, Rosales, Rosaceae. The coding region runs from base 258 to 428 and encodes 56 amino acids.